AUGGCAGCUGCAGCCGAGUCACUUACACUGGCUCGGCAGGCCUCGGCAGCCUCCCGUGCCAACCUCUUUGCUCGUCGCCCCGUCCUGGGCCAUGGCCGCUGGCAGCCUGCUGCUGCUGCGCCGGCGCACGUUGUUGGCGCCGACCCGGCCCGGGCCACCCGUCCGCCAAGCCCGCCUCGCUUGGGCGCCUCACCACUGCCGCACCCACUCCGUCCGCCUCCGCAGCAUGCGCCCGUCUAUGCCUCCGGCCCUUCUUCCCGCCACAUGCCCGACCCACUUCUCCGUCUCCGCUCCUCUCCGCCACCCCGCCCACGCUCGCUGCCGUUGGAGCCCGACCAGCAGCGCUCGUCGCUGCGAUUGUCGCCGGACCAUCGCGGCUCCCCGCCGUAUCCCCGCUCGUCGCCGCGGGUCCACUCGCUGCGCCGUGCGCGGGUCUCUUUUGCAGAGCAUGAUUCACCCCUGCUCUCGCCGUCGCGGCCGCUGGCCUCGCCGCCCCUGGCUCCUCCACCGCGCGCUGCGGUUGCGUUGGCGCUCUCGGAUCUUGAUGUCCCGGCACCGGCACUUGCCCGUACUGGUGCGCCCUCCUCGAUCUUCCCGCCGCGCCACCGUCUGAUGACCGACGACGCCCGCGCUAGCUCUGUACCGCUUAUGGACUGGAACGGCGACGCCCCGCCGACACUGGCUGGUGACGGCGGCUUGCGCGAGUUGACUUCGUACGAGCGUGAGGUUCGCGCAUCAACGGUUUCGCCCCCGCAAGUUGACGUUGCUCCACUGCAGAUGGAGCUCUCGGGCCUUGGCGUCGGCCAUGCGCCCACGCUCUCGACAUGGGCGUCUCCCGUCUCUUCUGCAGCUCCGGCAGAGGCGACGCCGGAGCCGCUGGGCUUGGCAGACUACAGCCCUCCGGCGCGUAUUGAGCUUGCGCCUGUCCGCGGCUCAGCGUCGCCGUCGACCCACUCGAAAGCAUCUACUUUUGCGCUCUCACCGGCUCGGGUUGCCGAGGUCGCUGCCUCGCCGCUGCCGUCACUGUCGGCGCUUGCGAUGGCGACUUCACUCGACGAAUGGUCGAGUCUCGAGCCUGAGCUUGAGCCAACGUCUGAGGAGCGUGAAAUCGCCGCUGCAAGCGAGGCCGAGACUUUGUUUGUCGAUGCUGUGGCCGAGCCCGAGCCCGCCCCUUUGCCCGCGGCCGAGCCCGAGCCAUUUGCUCCCAACACCCGCGCACUCUUUGACUUUGCCGAUCUCAACCCGAUGCACCUUGACUUUGUCGAAGGCGAGCCGCUGCAUGUACUCGAUGACAGUGGUAAGUGGUGGAUUGCCCGCAACACCCACGGAUCCGAGGGUCUAGUCCCGUCCAACUACCCUGCUGCUGUGACCCAGGCCGUGGCUGCAGUCUCGCCGACUUCUGCUGCCAACAGCGCCGAUGUCGAGAGCAGCGCCGUCGAUGCUGCUGAUGCUAGCGUUGACGCCCUGGCAGAGACCGGAGCCUCUGGCGACGAUGCGACCGAGCUGGAGGAUGAGUUCUACAUCGAAUCCGAGGUCGAGGCUGCUGCACCUGCUGCGGUAGCGACCGCAGCAGAUGCCACCGGGGCUGAGGCUGAGGCUGCGGCUGAAGUCGAGGCUGAUAUUCACACACGGUCGCGGGCGGCCAGCGAGACGGCACCUACAGCGCCCAAGGUGCCCAAGCGGACAUCACGGUACACCAAGGACGACGCCAUUAUGCUUGUGCAGGCGCUGUGCGGAUACGCCGACCCGUCUGUUCAUCGACUCGACUUUGAGGCCGGCGAGGUGCUGUACGUGCUGGAGCAGUCGUCGAACUGGUGGCACGCCAUGAACGAAGACGGCGCCGAGGGCCUUAUCCCGUCGAACUUUGUGCUCGAGUGCCCGGCGCCGCCGGUGGUGACUGACCCGCCUGGACCGACAACUCCAAACAGCCCGGACACUGUUCAAGAGGCUGCCGAGCUCCUCGAGGCUGCGCCUGCCCCUCCAGUGUUUUCGCUGUCAGACGCGGACGACAUUCACGUCCUUGACAUCGACGCCUUUGAUCUAUCCAACUUUCAAGCUCCGCCGCCUCCACAAGCCAGUUUGGAGCAGCUCGAUGCGUCAGCACCCGAGCUGGCUGCGCACGCAAGUGGCGAUGCACCGCCGCCACCGGAUGUUGCUGUUGCGGAGAUGAGAGUGCCCCACGAGACCGAGCCCGAGCUCAAGGCCGAAGCUGAGGCAAAGGUUGAGGCUGAGCCCGAGCCCAAGGCCGAAGCUGAGGCAAAGGUUGAGGCUGAGCCCGAGCCCAAGCCCAAACCCAAGGAGCCCCGAUAUGUGCAAGCGCUGCAUCGGUUCGAGGAUGACAACCCGCGGCGUCUGGACUUUGAGGCGGGCGAGAUUCUGGAGGUGCUUCAGGCGCGCGGUAACUGGUGGGAGGCUCGGACAGUGCUCGGCGACAUCGGCCUCCUGCCGUCCAACUUUGUGCAGAUCAUCGACGCUGCUGACGGCGCCAGGCUUUUCCACGCGCAAGUGCGCGGGUCGGAAAGCGACACCGAGUCUGCAGUUGUCGACGACGCAGUCGCCGACCUGCUGGAGAGCGGGGGAGAAGAUGAUGCGGCGCACUCGCUCAACGACUCGGGUGCGAUGUUCCAAGAGAUCGUGGCAGCACCCGAUGAGGAGCUCGAGGCUCCUGCUGGAGUUGAAUCUUCUGCGAUGGUGUUCUCUGACGAAGACUCGGUGUCGACGGUUGCCGAAGACGAGGCUGACCCCGCUGUUGUCGAACCCGUCGCGGCGGACGCCGCUGUGCAUGCAGCAACCGUCGAGCUUGCCACCUCCAGCGACGAUGAUUCAGCCGACGUUGAAGCCUCGGCGCCGGCAGUUGCGGAGGACGAGGCUGACCCCGCUGUUGUUGAACCCGUCGUAGUCGCAUCUGCCAGCGAUGAUGACUCGGCAUCGACAGUUGCGGAGGACGAGGCUGAAUCCGCUGUCGUUGAACCCGUCGUGGCGGACGCCGCUGUUGACGACGAUUCGGCGUCGACAGUUGCGGAAGAUGAGGCUGACCCCGCUGUCGUUGAACCCGUCGUAGUCGCAUCUGCCAGCGACGAUGACUCGGCGACGACAGUUACGGAGGACGAGGCUGACCCCGCUGUCGUUGAAUCCGUCGUAGUCGCAUCUGCCAGCGACAAUGUCUCGGCAUCGACGGUUGCGGAGGACACGGCUGAAUCCGCUGUCGUUGAACCCGUCGUGGCGGACGCCGCUGUUCAUGCAGUAACCGCCGAGCUUGCCACCUCCAGCGACGAUGAUUCAGCGUCAACAGUUGCGGAAGAUGAGGCCGAUGUCGCGGUUGUCGAGCCCGUCGUGGCGGUCGCUGCUGUGCCAGUGGCCGUGGAGUCCGCCACCUCCAGCGACGAUAACUCGGCAUCGACAGUUGCGGAGGACGAGGAUGACCCCGCUGUCGUUGAACCCGUCGUAGUCGCAUCUGCCAGCGACGAUGACUCGGCAUCGACGGUUGCGGAGGACGAGGCUGAAUCCGCUGUCGUUGAACCCGUCGUGGCGGACGCCGCUGUUCAUGCAGUAACCGCCGAGCUUGCCACCUCCAGCGACGAUGAUUCAGCGUCAACAGUUGCGGAAGAUGAGGCCGAUGUCGCGGUUGUCGAGCCCGUCGUGGCGGUCGCUGCUGUGCCAGUGGCCGUGGAGCCCGCCACCUCCAGUGACGUUGAAGACUCGGCGCCGGCAGUUGCGGAGGACGAGGCUGACCCCGCUGUCGUUGAACCCGUCGUGGGGACGCCGCUGUGCAUGCACGACGAUGACUCGGCGCCGGCAGUUGCGGAGAACGAGACAGCUAUAGCCGUUGUAGUGCCUGCGGCAACCAUCGAGCCCGCCACCUCCAGCGACAGCGAUUCGGCGUCGACAGAUUCCGAGGACGAGGCUGAUCCCGCUGUCGUUGAGCCCGUCGUAGUCGCAUCUACCAGCGACAACGAUUCGGCGCCGGCAGUUGCUGAGAACGAGACAGCUGCAGCUGUUGUAGUGCCUACGGCCGCCGUCGAACCAGCCUCCUCGAGCGACGACGAUUCGGUGUCAACAGAUUCUGAGGACGAGGCGGCAGCAGCUGCCGAGCCGGCUGUGGUGCCCGUGGUCGCGACCGGAUCCGCCACCUCCAGCGACGACGACUCGGCGUCGACGUUCGCGGUGGACACGGCUGAUCCCGCUGUCGUCGAGCCCGUCGUCGCUGAGGCCGCCGUGGCGACUACCCAACCCGUCACCAACAGCGACAACAACGACUUGCCAUCGUCGGCUGCAGAGGCCAGCGAAAACGGAACUGCCGUCGACGACGGUGUUGCCCACUCGCCAACGUACGCCAGCGCUUCUCACGACUUUUCUGAUCCCAACCCUCGUCGUCUCGACUUUGCCAAAGGCACCAUCUUUCGCAUCCACGUCACAGAGGGCAACUGGUGGGACGCGAGCACGCCCAAUGGCGCCCGCGGCCUUGUCCCGUCCAACUACCUCGAGGAGAUUGACCAAGCUGACGGCGCCGCCGCCUUUGCCACCCCUCGCCCACUGUCCAACACCGACGAGCUCGCCGCCGACGCCAUCGCCCUAGUUGCCGAGCUCGACAGCCUCUGGCCGUCCGACGACGACGAGGCCGAGGUCGCUGCCAAAGCUGCCACUCCUGCACACGAGACACAGGUGCCUCCCCACAAAGCCGCCGAGCUCAUCCAGCUCGACUCGACGACCGAAGACCCGCCGUCGCCAUCAGCCCUCAACCGCUCCAUCUCGUUUGCCGACAACAACGAGUACUUUGAGUAUCCGCGCCCGUUUUCCUACACCACCGAGUCGGACUCGAACUCGGGCUCGGGAUUUUCCGACUCCUCAUCCUCUUCGUCGUCGUCCCCGUCGUCCUCGUCCGAGCCCGAGGACUUUUCGCGCUUCAACCACAUCUCUGACGCCGACCUCGACGCCUCAAUUGCCACUCUCAAGGACGACAUUGCCAAGGCCAAGGCUGCUGGCGCCGACCUCGACCUCGUCGACGAUCUGUACGACGAGUACAUGGCGCGUCGCCGCGCCCGCGCUGCUCGCUCCUGAUCUCUGGCCAGUAAAUUCAUUAUCC
Messenger RNA from Thecamonas trahens ATCC 50062, 5083 nucleotides. RefSeq lists its product as uncharacterized. Gene Ontology annotation, molecular function: actin binding. NCBI's taxonomy places the organism in Eukaryota, Apusomonadida, Apusomonadidae. The transcript has 4 exons. Gene Ontology annotation, biological process: Rho protein signal transduction; regulation of Rho protein signal transduction. Gene Ontology annotation, cellular component: plasma membrane. The record is from RefSeq and is a predicted model, not a curated record. The coding region runs from base 1 to 5058 and encodes 1685 amino acids.